Molecule: messenger RNA, 2450 nt
Organism: Aphanomyces astaci
Lineage: Eukaryota; Oomycota; Saprolegniomycetes; Saprolegniales; Verrucalvaceae
Exons: 5
Coding region: 33-2381 (782 amino acids)
Molecular function (GO): protein binding
Source: RefSeq, a predicted model, not a curated record
CCUUUGUCCAAAUCCCCAGAUCCGCUUUAUACAUGACCGACCUGUACGUGAACGACACAAGCCGCGUUUGCAGCCAACCUGUCCAGGUCGUCGGCGUAGCCCGCGAGUCGGCGCUUGCAUGGUCUGCCAACGGCAACCGAUUGGCAUUCGUGUCGGGGAACAGCGCCAUAUUUAUCGCGCGUCUCGACAACCAGGGAACGAAUGGCGUGGUCUUGGAGAAAGUAAUCCCCCUCUUCAAGAAAGACGUCCACGCUCUCCUCUUUUUCCCCGACAACGAAGACAUGCUCGUGGUGGUGGGCCACGAAGGCAUUUCGACUGUGGACGUGUCCGCCGGCGACAUUGUGUUCCGGGUACGUCCUGGCAAAGAAAACAAUCACGAGAGCGACGUCACUUGCGCCACGUGGCUCUACGGCGGCUCGCUCUUGGCCACGGGGUCCAAGGACGCGAACAUCAAGGUGUGGAUCCGCGACGCCACGCAAACCAACGAGUGGACGUGCUUGGAAACAAUCACGGGACACAAGGCUCCGCUCAUGGCGCUCGAGUUCAACCUGUUCACGAACUCGUUGUUCUCAAGUGGUCGGGACAGUUCCGUCAAGCAUUGGGACGUGCGCAGCUUGCAUCCGUCUUCGAUCGCCAAGCGCCGCGACGACGGCAGCAUCGCGUGUCCGAUCCUGUCGUCCAUGGACGGCCACCAGGGCGACGUGAUUGCGCUCACCGCGUCCUCGAACGGCAAGCACUUGUUCUCCGGCGCCCGCGACAACAGCAUCAAGGUAUGGCACGUGGGGCAACAUCGGGAGCUCCGCACGAUCAAAGGACACGCGGGUGACGUCCGCCGCAUGAUCCUCAUGGCGAACGACGAGUACAUGUACUCUGCGUCCGUGGACGGCACGGUGCGCCUCGUCAAGCUGCUGCAGAUCGACGGCGACGACGACCGCAUCUUGUCGGCGGAAGAUUUGGAACGGGAUCGGGAGGUGGCCGACAAGUUGGCGCUGGAAGAGAUCCUCGGGCUCGGGAACAAGGCGUUGGCGAGCGCGGGCAACGGUCCGUCCGGCGUGGCCGCGGGUGCCCUCGGGCUCGAAACGGAUCAAGUGCUGGCGUCGAUCUCAGCGCAUGACCAAAACGUGUUCCGAAUGGAAGUGAACCCGGUGAAGCCGCUCAUGGCGACGGCCGGGAACCACGAGAUUCACAUCUGGGACAUCUCAAACCUGGCCAAACCAGUUCGCAUCAACGAGUUUGUCGGCCACACGAACGGCGUGACCCAACUCAACCUCGUUCACGACGAUCAGCAUCUCAUCAGCGGCUCCCUUGACGGACGCAUCCACCUGUACAACGUCGACACGCUGCACCGCGAGUCCAAGCUGGACGUGAUCGGCGCCGUGGGGGCCACGGUGCUCACUCCAGACAACCGCGUGCUGUUUUGCUCGGGCAACGACUACGACAUCCGCGGCUACUGGACGCAUGACAACGUGCUCGUGUCGCAGUGUGUCGUCGAGCUGACUGGGCACUGCGGCAAAGUGUACUGCCUUGCCAUCUCCCCCGACGGGUCUACGCUCGUCAGUGGUGCCCACGACUACAGCUUGUGCGUGUGGUCGUUGAACUCGUUUACGCAAACAUACCAAGGGGCGAACGCGCCCUUGUUGGCUGGCGAAGAAGAAGUCAAGUCGCUGACCCCGUCCAAGCGCGUCGAAAGCCCCCACGAAGGCCAUGUGUUCGACUUGGCGUUCAGCUCGCCGGCGUCGGGCGGAGAACACCCGCGGUUGGCGUCGUGUGGCAACGACCACUCGAUCAAAAUCUGGCGGUUGAAUGGCCGGUCGUUGUCGGAAGUGGCGCAUCUGCGCGACGCGCACGCCAGCGCCGUGAGUUGUUUGGCGUGGGGGCGGCUUGCGUCGAGCUCGCUGCUGUUUUCCGGAGGCUGGGACCAAACGGUCAAGGUGUGGGACCUCUCGAACGAGUCCCGCGCCCCGUCCGGACCUGUUGGCACCCUUCAAGGCCACAAAGGUCGGUUGUCGAAACUGCGCGUGUCCAACGAUGGAUCGGUGCUCGUGUCGACGUCGGCGGACGGCGUGGCCAUGCUGUGGCAGGCGACCGCUCCGUUCCAGCUGCUGUGCACGUAUGUUGGCACGGACGACGGCGGCAUCAGUAGCUUAGCCAUGGGCCAGAGCAUCUUUGCCACGGGGUACGAUGACGGCAUGAUCAAAGUGUGGCCGCUCAUGGCGACCAACGGCGCGGUGCCCAACGACUACGCCGACUUGUUUUUGACGCAGGAAGACGUCGCGCGGGUGGCGGAAGAGAACGAGGCCAAGGAAAAGCACUUGGCCAAGACCCAACAGCGCAAGAAGUCGGGGUUCCUUCCCAACGCCAAGGCGCCGCAACUGCUCUAAUAGCUAGUCCUGAUGUACAAGUCGGACUGUCCAUAUAUUUUUUGAAUACAAUUGUUUGUUACUGUUGAA